Molecule: messenger RNA, 945 nt
Organism: Leptosia nina
Lineage: Eukaryota; Metazoa; Arthropoda; Insecta; Lepidoptera; Pieridae
Source: the annotation of a GenBank genome assembly
AUGAAAGCCGCAAUGUCUCUGAAAGAUUACGUCACAGCUAAUUACAAAGCCGGAACCAGCCCCCUCUGCGCACAAGACGUCGAGAACUUGGACAAUUGGGAGGUGGACGGGGAAUUGUUCGGUAAACUUCACGCGUUAAUGGCCGAAGGCUUUCAAGAAAUGUUCGGGAUCGGAAAAAGGCUUAGGGAGACUUUCCCGAAACUAUUUAGCAAUAUAGAAAGCGGUAGAUACACUAUUCGAUCAGCGGCCGGACAUUGGGUGGAGGAUGGCGUUGACUCCUUCGCUGCUGGACUGUCGAACAAUAGGAGUUUGAGGACUGAACGCCUCGUGCCAACCAAUGAUAGUUUAGCGUUAAAAAGAAGUGUCGAGAAACGCGUCGGGACAAAGCUAAAUAACGACAACGUCACAGCGCUUUACGACCUCUGCCGAUAUACGUGGUCAGGUAUUAACAACGAACGGAGUCCCUGGUGCGCUCUGUUCUCAACAGAGGACCUCAAGGUCAUGGAGUUCGCUGGAGACCUUCGACACUACUAUAGAAACGGCUACGGAAACAAAAUAAACGUACAAAUAGGCCAGAUCGUUAUCUCUGAUUUGUAUCGGAGAUUUCUGAGCGUCAGAAACGGGCUAGAUCAGAAGAUUACAGCGUACUUCAGCCACGCUACUAUGCUGGAUAUGGUUGUAUCUGCGCUUGGAAUUUAUAAGGACAAAAUGGCGUUGGUUGCGGAUACUCGUAACGAGGACAGGCUGUGGAAGACGAGCAAAUCGUCGGUCGUCGCUGGAAACCUGAUUGCGACGCUCCAUAAAUGUGCAGAUGGGUACAAAGUGGCAUUUUAUUUAAAUGAGGAGCUUCUGACAUCUAUGUGUGGUAAUGGAGUUUGCGCUUGGAAUGAAUUUGAGGAGAUAUUCAUGCCUUUUUUGAAUACGACACGAGACGUGUGCUAUUGA